Molecule: messenger RNA, 4128 nt
Organism: Knipowitschia caucasica
Lineage: Eukaryota; Metazoa; Chordata; Actinopteri; Gobiiformes; Gobiidae
Source: the annotation of a GenBank genome assembly
AUGGAGCCAAUGGAAACGCUAGAAGCCAACACACUAAAUGAAGUAAUCCCAGCCCCAGGAGAGGGAUCUGACCAAGCAGCCGGCUCAGGUGAAGGGGGCGCAGCCCCUCAAUCUCAAGCUGAUGCAGAGCCGUCUAAAGCAACUCUCACCACCAAAACAAGCAGCAAGCCUUUGGGAGAUUCCAAGACUCCUAAUAAGAAUGCCAAGACAAAACCAGGAACCACUCCAACCAAGACAACCACCACCACUUCAAAGACCCCUACCCGACUCUCUAAUGGGGUCUCCAAGCCCCACACAAACGGCGUGACCAAAAAAGCCACGUCCGCUCCUGAUAGAAAGGCCACUACAGUAACCACAGCAGCCAAAAAGCCAACAGGGACCACCCCGACGCCCAAGAGCACAUUGAAAACAGCAGAGAAAAAGACCCCCACAGCCACGCCGCUGCCAAACGGAGCAAAGACAACAACAACCACGGCCAAGAGGACAGCGUCUGCUACUGCAACUGGAGUCAAAACCAGUAGCACCAUAGCUGCUGCAAAGAAGCCUGCAGGCCCCAAACCAGUCACAUCCACUGCAACAAAAACCAGCUCCACCGCAUCUCCCACACCCAAUAAAACCCCUGUUUCCAAGCCAACCAGGACGCCUUAUGCCACAUCAGUCACCCUCACACCCAAUAGCAGCAUGACCAAGAGUUCAGCAGCUGGACUCAAAUCUGCCACCUCUAAACCCUCAACAAUGCCAUCAAAGCCUGCUACCUCCAAACCAACGACUCCCUCUGCUGGCAAAGCUCCCGGAUCACACACAUCCAAGAGCACUACUCCUGUGAAAAAAGAUGUUGCUAAACCGGCUUCAUCUUCAACCAAAAAACCGAUACAGUCUCCUCUUGCCCGUGCGACCCCUGCAGCAAAGUCAGCCAAACAAGAUUCACCAAAACCAACAACGAAAACAGAUACUGCUUCCAAGAAAGUACCCCCGAGUAAGGCUGCAGAUUCAAAAACACCAAACCGUUCCAAACCUGAAAGCAAGGCCACACCAUCCAAGGACGCAUCCAAGACCCCGAAAACGGCAGCACCAAAAACAAGCCAGAAAAAAACUGUAGGUAGCAGUACUCCCACUCCAGUGAAGCGGGGUCCCAAAACCAACGAAUCUGACAAAGAGGUGGCCGUUGCCGUAGCCACCGCUGCAGCAAUAGCGGCUGCGGCUAAUGUUAUUGCAAAAGCAGAAGAGAAGCCGUCCCUUGAGGAGGCCAUGAACCAGGAAGAGCCCACUGUAGAAUCACAUACACAACCAGAGCCCAUUAUUGGACCUGUGUCCCCUGUGAGAGAAGUGUCACAUGCAUCGAUCCUGGACUUCCAGACUGAGGAGGGAAACCAAGACCCAGAGGGAGCCACGCUGUUGGCCUCCGCGGCCCCAUUUGGAGCGUCUUUCAAUGCGAUGACAAAGCCCCAAACAUUUUCCCCUGUUGAUGCCUUUGGCUCAGAGAACCUCAUGUCCCCGAAUGAGAAAGAAGAGGCAGUAGAAAAGGCUGAGGAAGAGAUUAAUGAAGAUGAUGAGUAUGAGGAGGAGGAAGAUGAGGAACAGAGGAGAUAUGGUUAUCAGCCAUCGUCCAUGAUCACAGACAUGAGUUCAUCACAGCCAUCAGAAGAGCAGGUUAGAACAUCAGCUUUCGGAGGCUCUCAGGGUUGGCAUGGCGACGACCUUCUCUCUGGGAUGGACUCUGAAGAUGUGAGCAGCUGUACGAGCAGCCGGCAGCAGGGCGUGUCUGACCUGAGCAGCACGCUGCACACGGCCAUCUUAGAAGGAACACAGAGCUCUGAUGCUCUGGUGGACUCUAGUCUCCGGGGCUCAGAGGGAGAUGCAAAUCUGACUGGCUCUCCUAAUGUGGAGACACUCGCCAAUGAGGAAGAAGACGAGGACGAGGAAGAUGAACGUGUGGAUGAUAUGGACUUGAGCUCAGAGAAAGUAGAUGAGAAUCCUAAGAUGUUCUCAAAUCAGGAGCAUGAGGAGGAAGACGAGGAUGUUGAGAUGCACAGUGAAGGAAAGACUGAGAGUGGAGAAAAUGUUGAGGAAGAUUUGAAUGAAAAUGAAAGAUUAGACAACCUGAAUCAGUGUGGCUUUCCCGCACAUUCCCCACCCACAUCUUCAUGGGGGCAGACAAAUCCCUUCUCAGACCCCUGGGCUCAGCCUGCUUCAGGUCGUUCUGGUUCCUCCCCCAGCCCUAUGUCCGAUCACGAUGCAGCCGACUCUGAAACACCCACCCAGUCUCCUGCACAAACCUGUUUCGACGCAUCUGGCCCAACCUUUACUACUCAGUCAGAAAGUGACCAUCACCACGUGUCUGCCCCAAAGGACACCAACUUCUCUGCUCCAACCGCAGAUGCCCCGGUCCGCCUGGGGGACAGUGAGACCAGUACUCCAGAGGAUCUGUGUGAAUAUGACAGCAGCUCAGGAGUCGAGUCUCGCUCUGACAAACCACACACCCCAGUGCCGGCUCAGGUUCAGCCUGACCUGGAGCAGGACCUGGGCAUUCACAUGGAAAAAGUGGAUGGAGAGGAAGAGGAGGCAGAGACACUGCCCGCUGAUGAAGUACUAGGAACAGGGCCUCCGACUGCACCAGCUUCGGCCCCAUCUUCAGCAUCCACAUCAGGGGAUGAGGCCAGUGACACUGAGGGAGAAAUGCAGAUCAAUGAUCCAGAUGAACCAAUCACGAUGGGAGAGAGUGCUGGGUUUGACAGCCAAACUCCCACAUCAAACCUCCCAGCUUUUAAUGAGGAUGAAGAGGUUGUCCAAGCAGCGUCUGUUGAGGCUGAAGAAGAUGGAGGCGGGGCUACACCUCAAUCAGCUAACUCUGUGGCUUCUUAUGGUUUUGAUUGUACCAAUUCCAACUCUAAUGCCCACUCAAUGGCUGAGAGCUGUGGGAAAAGUCCUGGAAUCUUCUCACUGGAGAAUGAGGAGCAACUUCCAGAAGAAGCUAAGGAUCCAUCUCUCAUAAAGGAGCUGACACUGCCGUCAGCGGGAGCAGCUGUAGAGGACCUGCUGGGUCGACCAGUCGAUCUAAUGCCCCUGGGCCACUCAGGGGACCUCCCUGAUCUGCAUGAGCACCACUACAUGAUCGGUGGCAAGAUGGGAGCAGACCUUCUUCAUGAGGCUGAGCCGCGGGAGCCUGGACACCUCCUUGACAACCAGGAUUCUGGUGACUCCGAUGACAACCAACCACCUUACUACUCUACCAUAUGUGAUAAAACUGAUAGUUUUCUGGAAGGAAACCAAAUAUCUGACGAGGAGGAUGAAGAUUCUCCAGAAAGCCAGAGUGAUCAGAGUGAAAACCUCACAGAAGGUUUGCCCAUAGCCAAUGGCCACUACUUGGCUCUUGUACCUGGCAACAGACGGCCCAUUAACCCUGCUCUGGCUGCACUCAUAGAAUCGUGUCCUGAUACUCGUGAUGUUACAGAGCAGCACCAGCGGCUGGAGAAGCAUCAAGAGAAGGUGCAGCAGUGUCAGGAGGAGAAGCUGAAGACGCUGGAGGAGGAGGAGGCCCACAGGCGUCAGCAGCAGAAGCAGCUGCAGGAGCAGAGACGAGAGCUGCUCCAGCUUCAGCACAGACACCGGCUGCAGUGGCAGCUGGAGCUGGAGCUGCAGUACCGCAUGCAGCAGAAAUACCUCCAGCAGCAACAGCAGCUGAGGAGGAGCCCCACUGGACUCAUGCUCUCCCCCUCCUCAGGGCUCUGCACCAUCUACGAAGCCAUGGAGACCAGCGACGAGGAGGAAGAGGACCAUAUGAACAGGAAAAAAGAUGUUAUUUUAAAUGGCCAUAACCAGAGUGAAUACGGCUCUCCAAAAUGUGCAUGUGCCGAGGCGAUGCAGGAGCUGGAGUGGAACAUGAAGGUGGACAUGGUUCAGCAGCUCUUCAAUCACACCAUCGCCGUCUCUGAAGAUGGAAGUUCUCUCCUGCUGCUCCCUGUUGGACCUGGGGGCUGCCUCAGCCCACUGGAGAGCGUCACAUGGCCCCACCUUCAGUUCAGCCCUCCCACCGCUGUGGUUACCUCAGUGAGCAGCUACUCUCCAGACGGUCACGGAAGCUCAUCUCCUGGAGACUGGACUGUGGUGGAGCUCGAGACUCAGCACUAA